Sciurus carolinensis (gray squirrel) is the source of this 518-nucleotide messenger RNA. RefSeq names its product death associated protein like 1 (gene Dapl1). The record is from RefSeq and is a predicted model, not a curated record. Gene Ontology annotation, molecular function: death domain binding. Lineage: Eukaryota; Metazoa; Chordata; Mammalia; Rodentia; Sciuridae. Gene Ontology annotation, biological process: negative regulation of autophagy; cellular response to amino acid starvation; apoptotic signaling pathway.
GUACUGGCAGGAGUUAUGGCAAACGAAAUGCAAGAAGUGCAAGUUCUGCUGUCCCCGCUGAAAGGGGGGCAUCCUCCUGCAGUCAAAGCUGGAGGAAUGCGAAUCCCCAAAAAACAAGAAAUCGGAGUUUUGGAGAGACAUACCAAAAAAACGGGAUUGGAGAAAACAAGUGCCAUUGCAAAUGUUGCCAAAAUGCAGACGCUGGCUGCCCUGAAUGACACACUGGACAAGCUCAACCAUAAUUUCCAGCCACAGUGCACAUGCACAUCAAAAACCCACACCUGCUCUGGUGAAGGUCACUCCACUGAAAAAGAUCUACAUUAUUCAGCAGCCUCGGAAAUGUUAAGCGAGGACACGGGACGUAAAAUACAGCCACCUGGCCACCUGCCGCCAGCAUCUGACAGCUUAGCAAAAAGGACCAAAACUGUCCAUAGGCCUAGUGCACUUGCUUGGUAAAUAAACAAGUUUCGUAUCUUUCCUUUGACUUUAGAUAAUAAAGCAUCCAAAACUGGAAAUUC